This is a messenger RNA of Boeremia exigua, 2784 nucleotides long. Its product is annotated as prion-inhibition and propagation-domain-containing protein. Bases 492 to 2432 code for a protein of 646 amino acids. Lineage: Eukaryota; Fungi; Ascomycota; Dothideomycetes; Pleosporales; Didymellaceae. The transcript is spliced from 2 exons. The record is from RefSeq and is a predicted model, not a curated record.
CUCGACGCGUGACAGGGUCCAGCAGUUCGCGCAUGUGGCGCAGUGCGCGCCACAGCGGGCCGCAGGGCGGCAGACUCGAGGCGUCCUUGCACUUGCACCUCCCCUCCGCUCCCCUCCUCGAACUCUGCGUCAAGCAUGGACACCCAAAUCCUGGCGCAGCUUAGGCUGUUUCUCCAACACCGCUUCCCAGCGACCGCCUGCCUAUCGCUCCAUGGCCUUGACCGGACUCCACCUUGCUGCCAGCCAUUGGCCUGAGGCUUUCAGCCCAUGGGGCUGAGUCGGUCGAUGAUGCAGACCGCGUGCAUGGCCGGAGGUGCCAUGGGCCAGCCUCGUGCAAUCCCAGGCGGUUAAGUAUGCAUACCGUCGCCUGCUGGGCCGCACCGCACCUGUCUGCAUUUGCACUGUCCGUGACCCUCCAGGCUUCCCACAUCUUGUCCUGAGCUUCGUCGCACCGCAAUAUCCUGUCUCGGACUUUCCGACGCAACGCAAUCAUGGACCCAGCCAGCAUGGGCAUCGGUGCCUUUUCUCUGCUCUUCCAGAUGUUUGCAGGAUGUGUAGAUGGCUACAAUUUCAUUGCCGAUGCCUGCCAUGCUCACAGCGACUGCUAUGCCCUGCUCGUCAAGUUCAAGCUGGAGGAGAACCGCCUGAUCAACUGGGCGAAGCUCGUCAAACUUGAUUAUACGGAUGAAAGUUUGACCUUCAAUCACAUGUCCAAGAUGCUUGUUCUCGAUGUCAUGGAGCAGCAACGGGACCUGCUAAACAAGUUUCGCAAACUCGAAGACAAGAAAGGCUACCGGAAGCUUGCCAUGACGUCCCGGACCAAGACAGCAAUACAGCACGAAGCGUCGCCGGCAGCCGCGUUACUGGAGAGCGGCCAUUUGACGUCGAACAGUAACGGGCCGCCGACACUCGGAAACGCUGUCCAAUUUCCACCUAUCGAGAACGAGGAGAUAGUCAAAAAAGCAUUGCUUUUUUUGAAAAGAUUCCAAGAGGGUAUGGCAGAAGUGCCCAGACGCCUGCAAUGGGCCACCAUCCACAAAGACAAGAUGGAGGAACUGAUCGAGAAGCUGGCUGAUCUUAACAACAAGAUGCUCGAAGCCCUUGGACAAGGCCAGAUGGAAACUUUGAUCAGCAUGCAUAAGCGCACCGACUAUCAGAUUCUGGUCAUGAACCAGAAGUUCGAGCAAUUUACUCAGAUCAUCCAGUCUCAGCUACUCUCGUCUUCACGUCGUCAGAACAGGAUUACAUAUUUGGAAGAAUCGGAUUAUGACGAUCUCGACAGCCAGCUCAUCCCUCACCAUCGCCGGAUAGAGCCUCUUGGUGCGCUUGCGCAAUCGAAAGCUCUGCACCAGGCGAUUGAAGGCUCGACCGUGAUCGACUACGAGUUUGCUGAGACUCUUCGAUUGCCUGAACCUGCCCGGGCCAGUGCCAUUCGCGAGACACAGCUUUCCAUCCGCGACAUACGCGCCAAGGACGGUGGUGAACUGCAAGACGACGAUGACGACUCUAACCGCACAGAAGCAUCCUACAACGGCACGUCUGUGUGGAUUGAAUGGAAGGUUGCAGAACCGUCGACUCUCAGUCACAAUGGCGGUCUCGACCCAAAGAUCGAAGAGCGCGUGAAGAAGCUUGCAGCACUGCUCAAGUCGAACAGCAGCGCCGACGAAAGUGCAGACUCUAUCCAGUUUCGCGCGCCUCACUGCCUCGGUUACUUCAAAGACGAAGAAUACAGCCGCUUUGGCCUCGUCUUCAAAAAACCCAGACGCGCAUCCACCGAACCCCCCGUAUCUCUCCACGCCCUACUCACCGACACUAGCGUCACCAUCCCCUCGCUCACCGAUCGCAUUCUACUCAUGCGGUUGCUUGCUGAGACCAUGGAGCGUUUGCACGCCGUCGAUUGGCUGCAUAAGGGCUUGCGGUCCGCUAAUAUCCUCUUCUUUAACCACCCCAACUCCGCCACCAUCAACUAUGCCGAUCCCUACAUAUCCGGCUUCGACUACUCGCGCCCCGCUGGUCGCGACGACAUGACCGAGCGCCCCGCCGACGACCUCGCCGCCGAUCUGUACCGCCAUCCAUUCGUCCAGCGCCAGGGCAACAAGGGUGGCUUCCGCAAGAUGCACGACCUGUACGCGCUCGGCACGCUGCUGCUGGAAAUCGCGCGCUGGAAACCGCUUGCACAAAUACUGGACAUCGAUCUCAAACGUGCUAAGCCCAAGGAUGCGUACCAGGUGCGCGAGAGGCUGCUGACGACCGAUCCGGGGUUGCUCAGGGAUGUGCGGAGUUUUUCGGGAGACACCGUCGAGAGAAUCAUCAGGACGUGUUUGGACGGGCCGGAGGCGUUUGGUUUGACUGAUGAUGGGGAUGGAGCAGAGUUGCAGAGGGCGUUCGGCGAACAAGUGGUUGCGCGGCUGGAGCAUAUGAGGGGCUUGUAGGUGUGUAAGUGGAGCGGGGAGGGUGUUGGGGCGUUUCCGUUUUGAGCAGCGUUCUUAUUCAUUGUACUUUGCAGACGUGAGCUGACGGUUUAGAGGCGGCGUUACGGCUAUCUGAUUAAUUCACACAAUAACAUACCUGGGUCGUUGAACCGCGGGUUAACAUUCCCCCUUCGCUUUCAAGCAAGCGAUUUUUCCAAUCGCACUUUGAGCUGCAUAACCAGAUAGCAAGUUGCACAUCGUCUUCAACAGACGCCAACGCGCCUGAUUAUCACAAAGCCUGACUUCCAUGGCUCCUCUUGGAACGUCUCGACAUCCUCUCACGUUGCAGAAUAAACGGUGAACCGAGAAUAUA